Messenger RNA from Aureococcus anophagefferens, 2067 nucleotides. RefSeq names its product putative 5'-nucleotidase (gene NTD3). Gene Ontology annotation, biological process: nucleotide catabolic process. Gene Ontology annotation, molecular function: nucleotide binding; hydrolase activity, acting on ester bonds; metal ion binding. The coding region runs from base 1 to 2067 and encodes 688 amino acids. The record is from RefSeq and is a predicted model, not a curated record. Lineage: Eukaryota; Pelagophyceae; Pelagomonadales; Pelagomonadaceae. The transcript has 2 exons.
AUGCGUCUCGCCGUCCUCGCUCUCGUCGCGGUGCGCGCCGCCGCGUUCUCGCUCCGCGUGCUCCACGUCAACGACCACCACUCGCACAUCGAAGCGAGCGCCUACUCCUUCCUGACGACGAUCGAGGAGGACAUCGCCUACGGCGGGUGGGCGCUCAUGGUGAGCGCCUUCGCGGCGCUCGCCGGCGACGGCGAGAACGUGCUCAAGGUGCACGCGGGCGACGCGAUCACGGGCACGAGCUACUACUCGCUCUUCGACGGCGCGCCCGACGCGGCGGUCAUGAACCAGGUCUGCUUCGACGCGUUCGCGGUCGGGAAUCACGAGUUCGACGACGGCGACGCCGCGCUCGCGGACUUCCUCGACCUGCUGGCGGGCGACGGGGCGUGCGGCACGGCCGUCCUCGGCGCGAACGUCGCGCCCGGCCCCGACUCGCCCCUCGAGGGGCGCCUCGCGAGCUACGUCGUCAAGGCGUACGGCGACGACGCCGUCGGCGUCAUCGGCGUCGACGUCGCGGGCAAGACGAUGGCGUCGUCGAACCCGGACGCGGGCACGACGCUCACGGACGAGGUCGCGGCGGUCGAAGCGGCGGUCGCGGAGCUCGAGGCGCAGGGCGUCGACAAGAUCGUCGUCGUGAGCCACGUCGGCUACGACUUCGACGUCGAGCACCUCGCGACGCUGCGCGGCGUCGACGUCGUCGUCGGCGGCGACUCGCACUCGCUGCUCAUGCCGGGCGCCUUCGACGCGACGUGGACGCUGGGCACGGCCGGCGAGUACCCCACGGUCGUCGAGAACGGCGACGGGGACCCGGCGUGCGUCGUCCAGGCCUGGCAGUACGCGGGCGUCGUCGGCGACCUCCGCGUGGACUUCGACGCGGGCGGCGUCGUGGCGGCGUGCGAGGGCGGGCCCGUCUUCCCCGUCGACGAAGCGACGGACGACGCGGUCCUCGCGGCGCUCGACGCGGCCUACCCGUCGGGCUUCCUGCGCGUCGCGGCCGACGCGGCGACGGCGGCGGCCGUCGGCGAGUACGAGGCGCAGAUCGCGGCCUCGUACGGCGCCGUCGUCGCGACCUUCGACGACGCCGUCUGCCUCGACCGGUUCCCGGGCGAGGGCCGGUCCGCGACCUGCGACCUCGCCGCGACGUGGACGCGCGGCGGCGGCGUCUGCAACCUCGUCGCGACGUCGUUCCUCGCGCUCGCCCGCGAGGCGGACGUCGCGGUGCAGAACGGCGGCGGCUGCCGCGUCGACAUCGCCGCGGGCGACUUCACCAUCGAGGACGGCUACGAGGUCCUGCCCUUCUCGAACACGAUCGUCACGCUGGACCUCACCGGGGCGCAGCUCGUCGACGUCCUCGAGGAGGCGCUCGCGCAGCCCCUCGACGACGGCGGCUCGACGGGGUCCUACCCCUACGCGGCGGGGCUCCGCUUCGCCGUCGACGCGUCGCGGCCGCGCGGGUCGCGCGUCAGCGGCGUCGAGGUCAACGCGCGCCUCGCGGGCGCCUGGGCGCCCGUCGACGCCGCCGCCGUCUACGCGGUCGCGACGAACGACUACAUCGGGGGCGGCAAGGACGGCUACCACACCUUCGGCGCGCUCGAGAGCGCCGACACGUUCCUCCUCUACACGCAGUCCUUCCUCGACUACCUCGAGGACAUCGACGGGCCCGUGCCGGCCCCCGACGAGGCCGACUUCUCGACGACGUCCUUCACCGACGCGGCCGGCUGCCUCCACACGUCGGCCAACGUCGGCGCGUGCGCGCCCGCCGAGGACGAGCCCCCCGCCGCCGAGGAGGCGGACGACGGCGCCGGCGCGUGCUUCUCGGCGCCGGGCGAGGCCCUCCGCGAGGCCUGCGCCUGCGACGCGACCUGCGCGACCUGCGGCUACGACGCGACCGCGUCGGACUCGGUCACGGGCCCCGACGACUGCAUCACGUGCCUCGCCGUCGGCGACUGCGUCACCGCGAUCUACGACGACGGCACGGGGUCCUGCGCGCCGUGCGAGUCCGACGGCGCCGCGGCGCGCGGCGCGGCCGCGGCCGUCGCGGCCGUCGCGGCCGCGGUCGCGCUCCUCUAG